Poecilia reticulata (guppy) is the source of this 1773-nucleotide messenger RNA. Its product is annotated as UDP-glucuronosyltransferase 2A2-like. Gene Ontology annotation, molecular function: glucuronosyltransferase activity. The record is from RefSeq and is a predicted model, not a curated record. Lineage: Eukaryota; Metazoa; Chordata; Actinopteri; Cyprinodontiformes; Poeciliidae.
CAGAUUCUUUUUUCAUAUUCUCAACAGUUUUUAUCAGGCGAGUCUGUUAUCUUACAUUAUUCCGUACAAAGAGCAGCAAGUCAGAGUUCAUUUGGUUAAUCAGUAUCUUUAAGGUGCAGAUGUUAAAAACACAACAGCUGGUUUAUCACACAGCCACCAUGGAGCUGCGUCUGUCUGUCUGCAUCCUGCUGCUGUUUUGUGCUGCAGAAAACUCAAAUGGAGGGAAGAUUUUGGUGUGGUACAGUGACGCCAGUCACUGGAUCAACAUGAAGCCCCUACUGGAGACACUGGUGGACAGAGGACACCAGGUGACGGUCCUGGUCCCGAGCACAUCGCUGUUCAUGAACAGCAGCGAACCGUCUCGCUUCCAGUAUGAACCUUUUGACGUCGACGUCUCAUUUGAAGAGUUAGAAAAGAUUAUUGAAACUAUUAUUCACUUCUUCAUGUAUGAAAUGGAUUUUAUGAAUCCCUUUGAAAUUUACAUAAAAUUUUAUAAUUUAAUGAAGAACAAUAAGAACAUUACUUUUAAGUUUUUGGAUGGCGUUGUGAAAUCAGAACCCAUCAUGAGGAAGCUGAAGGAGGGAAACUACGACUUGUUAUUUGCUGAUCCGAUCUACGGCGGAGGCGACCUGACUGCAGACAUUUUGGGAAUUCCUCUGGUCCUUUCUUUGUGUUUUUCCUUAGCAAACAACUGGGAGAGGAUGUGUGGUCAGCUUCCUGCUCCACCAUCCUUCGUCCCCGGUGCUGCUAGCAAACUUACAGACAAGAUGGACUUCUCAGAGAGACUGUACAAUGUCCUCUUCUACACUUUGCAGGACGUCAUGAUGGAACAAAUUCUGUGGAAAGAAAUGGACAAAUAUUACUCUGAAAUCAAAGGAACACCCACCAGUGCCUGUGAGUUGAUGGGAAAGGCGGAUAUCUGGUUGAUGAGAACCUACUGGGAUUUUGAUUUUCCUCGUCCACUUCUCCCCAACUUUAAAUUUGUUGGAGGGAUCCACUGCAGACCAGCUAAACCUUUACCAGAGGAAAUGGAAGCGUUUGUCCAGAGCUCUGGAGAUGCUGGGAUUGUUGUCUUCUCUUUAGGAUCGAUGAUAAAGAACGUAUCCACAGAAAAGGCGAACAUGAUCGCCUCAGCACUCGCUCAGCUUCCACAAAAGGUGCUGUGGAGAUACAGUGGCCAGAAACCCGAGACUCUGGGUUCCAACACCAGAAUAUACAACUGGAUCCCACAGAACGACUUGCUGGGUCAUCCUAAAACCAAAGCUUUCAUCACUCACGGCGGUGCAAACGGAGUUUUUGAGGCCAUCUACCACGGCGUUCCCAUGGUGGGAAUCCCCAUGUUCGCUGAACAGCCAGACAACAUGGUGCAUAUGGAGGCCAAAGGAGCUGCAGUUACUGUUAAACUGAACUUUAUGACAACUGAGAGCCUCAGAGAUGCUGUAAACAUGGUCAUCAACGACAAAUCCUACAAAGAAAACGUGAUGCGACUGUCCAGAAUCCACCAUGACAGACCCAUGAGUCCUCGGGACGAGGCCGUCUUCUGGAUCGAGUUCACCAUGAGGAACAAAGGAGCCAAACACUUGAGGGUUCAGGCCCACGAACUCACCUGGUACCAGUACCACAGCCUGGACGUCCUGGCCUUCCUCCUUAUUAUAGAUCUGCUCCUCAUCUACAUCCUCUUCAAGAGCUGCAGCUUCUGUUUCAAGAGAUGCUGCAGCAGAAAAAAGACAAAGAGAAAAGCAGAGUAAAAAAAAGAUUAAUCCCUUUUGUACA